AUGUUUGAAAAGUUGCAAUAUCGAUCUGGUCUGCGUGAAUCAUGCUCUGGCCUUGACGGAUUUGGGCAAUGGCGUGUUGAGACAGGCAGUUUGGUGCGCUUAUCUGCCAAAUGCAAAUUGACGAUUAGACGAGCCGGAACAAAAGUGUCCGGAAAAGACUGGCCAAAUGUCAGAUUUUCUCAAAUGAACGCUGCUUAUCGGCGGCACGACUGUCACGUAGCCAGUCCGGGACGCUCGGUCUGGCAUGGACACGGAUGGAAGUCGUUUGUUGUUAGUUUGUACGUGAUUUUGAGGCAAGUCAUCGUCCAUCUUCGUCCAUCUGCCUCCUGUCCGGCCGACCGUGGUGUCUGCAUCACCCUGUACAUGGUGAGCAAGUUGUCAUGCUACAGUCACACUUUCUUUACGUCGCACAGACACACACACACACGUGACUUUAAGUUGGAUUGGAAGUCGGUUGACCUCGUUGUCGCAACUUGGUCUGGUUGUCAGGGCGACUAUGUAGAACGCAGUUAG
Messenger RNA from Protopolystoma xenopodis, 513 nucleotides. NCBI's taxonomy places the organism in Eukaryota, Metazoa, Platyhelminthes, Monogenea, Polystomatidea, Polystomatidae. The record is from the annotation of a GenBank genome assembly.